Strigops habroptila (Kakapo) is the source of this 5628-nucleotide messenger RNA. RefSeq names its product sushi domain containing 6 (gene SUSD6). The transcript has 8 exons. The record is from RefSeq and is a predicted model, not a curated record. Lineage: Eukaryota; Metazoa; Chordata; Aves; Psittaciformes; Psittacidae. Bases 1273 to 2208 code for a protein of 311 amino acids.
GUGGCCACACGUAGGUUCAUCCCGAAAGCUUUAAACCCAGCUCCUCUCUGAGGGCCCCUCACUCCUUUUGAAAGUCCAAAAAGGGCAUGCUGCUUGCUUCAGGAUAGGGAGGCUCCUGUUUUCCCCUUAGGACAAUGUAGUAGUACAUCUUUAUAAAACUAAAGCAUUAAUGUAAAGAGCUAUGUGAUCAUGAAAUGCUGCAAACUGGUUCUGUGGUGUGCAACAAAAAUAUGCUGGAAAUUCAUCGCAGGCUUUGCCCUGGCUUUGUGACCAGAGUCUAAAACAAUACAAGGCUGCUAUCAGAGAUCCAUUAAAAACCACUUCAUGGGUAUGGGGAGCAGGGUGGUAUGAUCAGGGGUUGUCUCUUUUGUGAAGUUUAUGGUUAUUUAAGUUGAAUGAGAGACACAAAGAGGAGUUGCUAGGUUUACUUCUAAUUUAAUUAGCUGUGAGAACUUCCAUCUCAAGUCUGUUUCUGGUGUGCUGUCUUGCAGGGCUUGCACACUUCUGAGACUCAAAAAGCUGACAUUUAAGUGUGACAAUGAAAUGUUUAACAACAAAGGAGAUCUUUAAGCAGGCUAGACAAAAAUUCCUUUCAGCUGCACAGCUUUUACUUUCACUUUUGGAUGACCAGUUUGCCCAGUUCUCGGUUGCUGUGCUUUCCGAAGUCGAGAAGGUUACCUUAUUAAUAACCAUAUUUUCUUAUUAAGUCUUGGAAUUCUUGGUAUUAAUGCUGAAUAAAAAGGCUGUGUGGGGAUAAGGUACAAUAAAACAUACUUGUGGUUCUUUUAGCACUGUAGAAGUAAAUUUCCAUUCUCUUGUGUUUGAAAGUAUGCAAUAUUUGGUUUUGUGAUCACUAGAUUUUUAUUUGUAGAAGUGCAUGUGUGUAUCUGAUGGCUGGACUUACACGUAUUAGAACUGCAUCAUUUUGGGUAGCAUCUCAGAAGUUUCUAUCCCAUUGAAAAAAAGAAUUUACAGAGCUUGAGUGGUGCUGAAAAAUGUUUUCAGUAACACUCUGCUGUGCUUGAAACUGUGGUCUGUUCUCUUCUUGAGUAGUUUUGAGUAUUCUUUAUUUUAUAGGAACUUGUGCAGUAUAUCUCAAACCCAGAUCUGAAUUUUGUGGGUGUGUGAAUCAACCUAUCGUCACUGAAUCAUCACUUUAAUCAUACUAACUUGACAACCAUUGUAUGCCAGCUUGUCUCAACACCGGACUGAGGUGCUCCUGAUCAACCAGAUCUUUCAGGAAUUUUCAGAAGAGACUUUGGUGGGUAAAAGAUGUGCCAUGGAAUGGUAGCACCAAAGAGCAACACAGGAUCGUCUCUUGCCUUGACUAGCCAUGGGUUAUUUCUUCUGCUAGUUAUCUUUGGUACCUUUGUCUUGGAAGCACAGGCCACAGGUUGGCUCAGCAAAUCCAAAGGACCUGCAUAUUGUCCCCAGCCACCACAGCCUGAGAAUGGAGGCUAUAAGUGCCACCCUAGUCCCUGCAACAACCCUCUGACAUCAGGCAGUGUCAUUGAGUAUCUCUGUGUCGAAGGCUACAUGCUGAAAGGAGAUUAUAAAUACUUGACCUGCAAGAAUGGAGAGUGGAACCCAGCCAUGGAAGUCAGCUGCAGGCUCAGCCCGGAAAAGGACUCUCCUCCAACAAUUGGAGUACCUACGUUGUCCAUAGUAGCCUCCACAGCAAGCUCUGUCGCCCUGAUUCUACUCUUAGUUGUGCUAUUUGUUUUGCUGCAGCCAAAGCUGAAGUCGUUCCAUCAUAGCAGGCGAGACCAAGGUGUGUCUGGAGAUCAGGUCUCCAUCAUGGUGGAUGGUGUCCAAGUGGCCUUGCCAUCCUAUGAAGAAGCGGUGUAUGGCAGCACAGGGAACUGCAUUCCACCCUCGGACUCCCGAGUGCAGAUUGUGCUCUCGGAGGGAGCUGGUCAGAAUGGAACCAGAGAAAUGCAACAGCAGGACCAAGGGGCUCGUAAUAGCUUUGAAAGAGAAGAUGAAGCCCCUGGACAUUCUGGACUGUGUGAAGCCAGUGGCUCUCAGCGCUCUGAAACUGUUCUUGUGCAUCAGGCUGCUACCUCUUCCUGGGUAGCUGGCAUGGCUAGCAGUAGACCUGUACACAAAGAGGUCCAAGAUUCAGAAAGCAGUGACAUACAGAGCCUUUUAUCACUCACUUCCUCUGAGGAAUACACAGAUGAUAUUCCCUUAUUGAAGGAAGCAUGAGGCCUGCUGUGUUUGUCUAGCCUUCUCCCUCUUGGAUUUCUUCCUCUUCUCCUCCCCCUGCCUUCAGGACAGAAGCACUCUGUGCAGCCUUCCCCAUCCUUGCGAGCUGUGCCCUGGAUACCUCCAAGCAGAGAUGCCCUCAGCUGAAGAUCCAAAGGAUGUCGCCAGGUUGCCUCCUGGAUGCACCAGUGGAAUUGGUGCAGUGCUGGCUUCCCCAUUCCAUCAGCAUCAGGGGCUCAAGGAACAGAGUGGAUUUGAGCUCUCCUCUCCUCUUCCCCAGCCAGAUGUUUGACAGCAGUCUCUGAAAAGCUGCUCUUUUCUUGUGCCUUUCUCCUCCUCACACCGGCUUGUUGCAGCUUAUCAGCCUCUAUAGCCCUUCCGCUGCCCAGAGAGCAGGGGCUAAAGCCGCUUGCUCACUGGGUGCAGACACAGUUUAUAUAUACAUAUAUAUGUUAUAUAGGCUCUUCUUCCGGCAUCCUCUUUGUGAUAGGGCAGGACAAAACGCCUCACUGGGACUGAAGCUGGGCUUGGGAGGAAUCCCAGUUAAGGGGCAGCUUGUGAUGUCCAGAAGCGCCUCGAAUGUGUGACAACUUAGCUGUGCAAUAACAGUUCAUUGAGAAUUGCUAGAGCGCUGAAGGCUGAGAAGUCCAACGUGUAGGAAUGCCCUCUGCCCCCUUUUCAAAACCAUCUCAGCAGGAGUCCAUUCCUGAAGAUCACUUGUGUGUUCUUCCUUCUCUGCCUGUGCAGCCCACUUGAUCAUGCCAUGUUUCUAGAAGCUGGGACUGUAACACCACCAAAGCAACCCUUUGAGCUUUGGUGUGGUGCCAGAACAGCUCCUGGUUAGGUUGUAGAAGAGCCUUGGAGAAUGGGCAGUGGUUAGCAGGGUCCAGAAAGCUUGAAGGAUGGGGCUUUCAGUUAACCGACACUGUGUUAACUAUGAGUUAGCCCCAUUCACUUGAGACAUCAGGACUGGCACCAAAUUUGUGGUCCUGCUCUUCUGAAUAAGCCGUGUGUCUCAAAGCUUUUUCAGUUAAGGUGGUUCUUCACUAAAGCUUAGGUUCCUUUGGUCAGAUCUUCGCUUUGAGAUCUAAUCUGGAAGUGGUUCAGGUAUUUGAAAAUGUCAGGAGAAAAAAUGCCACAGGUAGUAAAUGCCUAGUGCCACUGGCGCAAUCCCAGGUUACCUUUCCAGCCACACUAGGUACCUUGGUACCUGAAUCCUGGUUAGCUACCAUCUCAGAGAUUACUGUGUCUUCCUAGCUUCAUACAGCAAGAGUCUACUGUUGUAUCCUAAUGGGCUUCAGCAGGCCCACAGAGAAGGGCUCCUUCCUUGUGUCUGGCAGUAAGCAGCGUUUAUAAAGUCUCCUAAAUACAGCACAGUUGCCUGGUGCUGCGAGGGAAGGCUGGCUACAUUGACAGCAGUGCCAGAGGACACCAUAGCUUAUUCCUGAACCUAAGUUUUGAAGAUUGUUUUAAGUUCUGGUAACAGGGAAAAGAAAACCCAAAAAUACAUAUACCUCUGCCCUCCUCCCCCCCACACACCCUCCCAUCUACAGCAGGUCAGAACAUCCUGGUUGCUGUUAACAGCACUCUCAUUCUGCAGGAAGCCGCAUUCAUCUGGGGUAGGUGAUCCAGUCACAAAGGCGUUGUGGUGGUUGUAAGGUUCUUCACCAGAGAGGUCCGGACGCUGUUCCAUGGGAUUGGUUUCAGCAAGAAGAGUUGGCUUCUUAAAUGCACGUACCUUGUCAUAACUAUCUUGAAGUAACCAGGGAACUGUUUGCCCUGUGAGAAGCUGCUAAAUUUUUGAGUUGAAGGAGCAAAAUGUCAUGGUCUUACGCAUCGUGUGGUAAUGUACAGGUAAAUAGGGAUGCUGUCUUUGCUGCUUUGCUUUUGGUUUGUGAUCUUCACCAUCCUCACCCUUGUUGCUCCAGGAAUGUACUGUCACAGCACUUGGUAAAAGUGACGCAACACCUUUAUACAUAAAAUUACUGUGGCUUAGCUCCAGUUCCUGGAAAUGGGGAUUGGCCAUAGUAUCCAGCCAUUGUACCCACUGCUCCUGUUCCUGAUUAGCUGUUAAAUCCCAGGACACCUAGGACAGCAUUUGCCUGUGAAUGGAAAAAUCCUAUUUUCCCUGUCCUUGUUUUAGAGGGAUGUUAUUAAUUUAAAAAUACAGUAUUUUAAACUUCCUUCCUUGCUCAUUUUACCUUGCAUUAACACAGGGAUUUGAUAAAUCCCAUUUGGGUGGUUUGAGUAUUUUUUGUUCAGUUUGGAUGGUGAAAAUCCCAUGUCACUUUACAAUGGGCUGCAGUGUCUCAGCUUCAGGCACUGUAGGGGGCAAAUGUUGUUUACACGUCUGCUAUUGGAACUUUAGAAGAUAAGCAUGGGAACGCUUGUAUUUAGUUUUUACCUUCUACCUUGGAGAUUGUCUAAGCUUGAGCAAAUUGUCUCAUUCACUGGUUUAUCAGGACAAACGGAGGGAUUGAGCGAGUGCAGUGGUAAGGAAGGGAGUGUCGAGGGAAGAGUCUGAGCCUUCUUUCCUGCUACCUAACCAAGUUGGAGCAGGAGGAGUUGCUCUCUAUGCAUUUAAGGUCCUGCCUACUCAAACUGACACUCAGCAAUCAAGGUGUAGAAGUUGGGUACAUCCUGUUUUCCUGCAAGGGACAGUGCUUUAACUUAGUGUUGGCACCAGGUUGGUAGGAGAAUCCCACAAUGAAUCUGGAAGCUGAUCCCAAGGCCUGACCUUGACCUGGACGAGCGCCUGCACCACCAGCAGAAAGCACAUACUGGGUGGCCCUGCCUCACUCUGCUAUUGUGAAGCAAGCAGCUGCCAGUUUGGGAGGGAAAAACACAAUUUGGGUGGGGAGGAGAAGGAAGCGAGCCACACAGGCGAGGGAGCGCUUUAGUUUUGUUUCAUUUAUAGGAAUUUUGGGAAAUGCCUUUACUAAGGAGGGGGAAGUGCGGAGGUGGAGGGAAAUAUGCAAGCGUAGAUCUUGUGAUCAGCCAUAAACAGGCAGCUUCUGUUGGCUUGUUGAGGGUAAACCAGCAGCUCCCAGGCUGGUCUCUGGUGUGCUGGCUGGUAACCCCAGCUCACGCUUCCAGCUCCUGCCCAGGAGCCUGUCCCCUGCAGCAACACUUGUGGGAACCGGCCCCAGGCACCCGUGCAACCCAGAACAUGGAAAAUGGUUUGGGGGCAUCACAUUCCUCUUGCCCACGUUCCCAGCUGAAGAGUUUAUUUUCAUAUAAAGUGAGGUAGGAUGGCUGGGGAGAAACCUGAGAGAUGUCUGCUCAAUGAGGUUUUUUGAGGGAGGGGGGAGCAAGGCCUCACUUUCCUGAUUAUCAAGCAAUUGCUACUCAUUUGUGUUUGUCUUAAUUCUGUAGAGGCUGAAGGAUUGGGAAGGCUUUUGGGCUGAGAUAAAAAAAAAA